GUCUUAAAAAUUAAUAAAACAAAAAUAAAAGCGCGCAAUUUUCUAUAUAGAGAGUCUUGCAAAUACUAAUAAUUAAACGAAUUUCUUCUCACAUUGAAUUGAAUCAAUUAAAGAUGGAGAAAUCACAAAGUCGGAGGCAUCAGCACGGCGGCAGCUCCCCCGGUAUGCUCCGGAGCAAGAGCGGCAGCACGGCGGCGCCAAUCUAUCCGAAAAGAGAAGCCAAAAAUAUAAAAGAGGAGGCAGCGGCGGCGGCGGGCGGCGGUUUGGUGAGGUUUUUGCCGCGUAGCAUGAGCAAGGUGGAGGUGCCGAGGAGGAAGCGUUCGGCGUCGACUUCUCCUUCUGAGUGGGCUUUAUCGCCGGGCAGGUCGCUGCCGUCCUCGUCUCCGGCGGCGCCGGCGCCGGUGCCGAAGUCUCCGAGCGGCGGCCUGAAACGGGAAGUGAGAAGCGGCGUGAGUGUGAGUGGGGUUUUAAAAUACUUCAGGCAGAAGAAGGUUUCACCUUUACUGGAAGAAGAGUACCAUCAGUUUCGCCUAGCGUACAACAGGUUGUUGCAGUGGAGAUUUGCGAAUGCUCGAGCUCAAUCUUCAAUGGCUACCGUCAACACUGCGGCUCAGGGAAAGUUGUUGAAUGGGUGGAUAAGAAUUUCAGUGAUGAGAAAGUUAAUAGUGGAGAAUCGAUGUGAAAUAGAAAAGGUAAAACAAGAAAUGAAGUUGUUGCAUAUAUUGAGCUCAGAAAUGGGACUGCUGAAUGAAUGGUCGAGAAUUGAGGCUAGGAAUGUAGAAGCAGUUGGGAGAGUCGUCAGAAAAUUAUCCGCCAUUUCACUCUGUCUUCCUCUUCUUGAAGACGCACAGGCAGACGUGAUGACCGUCUAUGAUGCAAUAUCCACCGCCUCCGAGGUGGUUGAAAAUAUCAAAGCAAUUAUCUUGGAUAUGUAUUGCCAGGUUGAGAAGACAUGUUUUCUGGUAACGGAGCUGUCGGUGAUGCUCAAACAAUGCAAACAAUUCUUCCAAGAACUGGAAAACCCAGUUGCUCUUGUUGCAUCACUUCAGGUCAUGAAUUAGUGGACGAAGGGAGUAUUAUUUUGCCUUUCUUUCAAGUUGAAUAUUUCAAGAUGAAUUGGUGCAGGAUGAAGAAAGAGGUUUGAGAGUGCAACAUAUUCAAUUGGUGAAGGAACUGAAAGGAAAAGAAAAGACCAUUACAUAUAUGGAAUGCUUUCACUAAAUUAGUUUCGGUUCAUUAACAAUUUCUGCAUGCGCCUCACCCUUUGUAACAAUCAUAAUUUUGCCAAAUUAAUUCUAUAAUAGUGUAUCACUCGCAUGUGGGAGUACUUCAAUUUUUUUUUUCUAAUAAAAAAAUUAGUACA
Molecule: messenger RNA, 1363 nt
Organism: Salvia miltiorrhiza (redroot sage)
Lineage: Eukaryota; Viridiplantae; Streptophyta; Magnoliopsida; Lamiales; Lamiaceae
Product: QWRF motif-containing protein 7
Exons: 5
Coding region: 114-1061 (315 amino acids)
Biological process (GO): spindle assembly; centrosome cycle
Cellular component (GO): nuclear microtubule; centrosome; cytoplasm
Molecular function (GO): microtubule binding
Source: RefSeq, a predicted model, not a curated record